CGGGAGCCUCCCCUGGUCAGGAGCAGAGGAUUCGUCUGCCCCGCGACCCGCCCCAGUCACGGCGGGGACGUCGCCCCCUUCGGAUCGGUCGCAGUCGGUCACGCGCCGAGGGUGCCGCGGAGAAAGAGAAGGGGCGGGCCUGGGCGGGCCGGGCGAGCGGAGGCGGGGACUCGCGCUGUCCUGAGGCUGCCUCUUAGGGCCCGGCCGGCGCUGCAGCCGCAGACUUUGGUUGUCACUGCCUCUUCCGACCGUGCUUACUUCGCUGCCGCUGGCCGUCAUCAUGAACCCAGACCUGCGCAGGGAGCGGGACUCCGCCAGCUUCAACCCGGAGCUGCUUACACACAUCCUGGACGGCAGCCCCGAGAAUACCCGGCGCCGCAGAGAGAUCGAGAACAUGAUCCUGAACGACCCAGACUUCCAGCAUGAGGACUUGAACUUCCUAUCUCGCAGCCAGCGUUAUGAGGUGGCUGUCAGGAAGAGUGCCAUCAUGGUGAAGAAGAUGAGGGAGUUUGGCAUCGCAGACCCUGAUGAAAUCAUGUGGUUUAAAAAUUUUGUGCACCGAGGGCGGCCUGAGCCUCUGGAUCUUCACUUGGGCAUGUUCCUGCCCACCUUGCUUCACCAGGCAACUGCGGAGCAGCAGGAGCGCUUCUUCAUGCCCGCCUGGAACUUGGAGAUCAUUGGCACUUAUGCCCAGACAGAGAUGGGUCAUGGAACUCAUCUUCGAGGCUUGGAAACCACAGCCACAUAUGACCCUAAAACCCAGGAGUUCAUUCUCAACAGUCCUACUGUGACCUCCAUUAAAUGGUGGCCUGGUGGGCUUGGAAAAACUUCAAAUCAUGCAAUAGUUCUUGCCCAGCUCAUCACUAAGGGGAAAUGCUAUGGAUUACAUGCCUUUAUUGUACCUAUUCGUGAAAUCGGGACCCAUAAGCCUUUGCCAGGAAUUACUGUUGGUGACAUUGGCCCCAAAUUUGGUUAUGAUGAGAUGGACAAUGGCUACCUCAAAAUGGACAACUAUCGUAUUCCCAGAGAAAACAUGCUGAUGAAGUAUGCCCAGGUGAAGCCUGAUGGCACGUAUGUGAAACCGCUGAGUAACAAGCUGACUUAUGGGACCAUGGUGUUUGUCAGGUCCUUCCUUGUGGGAGAAGCUGCUCGGGCUUUGUCUAAGGCGUGCACCAUUGCCAUCCGAUACAGCACUGUGAGGCACCAGUCUGAAAUCAAGCCAGGUGAACCAGAACCGCAGAUUUUGGAUUUUCAAACCCAGCAGUAUAAACUCUUUCCACUUCUGGCCACUGCCUAUGCCUUCCAGUUUGUGGGCGCAUACAUGAAGGAGACCUAUCACCGGAUUAACGAAGGCAUUGGUCAAGGGGACCUGAGUGAACUCCCUGAGCUUCAUGCCCUCACCGCCGGACUUAAGGCUUUCACCUCCUGGACGGCAAACACUGGCAUUGAAGCAUGUCGGAUGGCUUGUGGUGGGCAUGGCUAUUCUCAUUGCAGUGGUCUUCCAAAUAUUUAUGUCAAUUUCACCCCAACCUGUACCUUUGAGGGAGAAAACACUGUCAUGAUGCUACAGACGGCUAGGUUCCUGAUGAAAAGUUACGACCAGGUGCACUCAGGAAAGUUGGUGUGUGGCAUGGUGUCCUAUUUGAACGACCUGCCCAGUCAGCGCAUCCAGCCACAGCAGGUAGCAGUCUGGCCAACCAUGGUGGACAUCAACAGCCCCGACAGCCUAACAGAAGCAUAUAAACUCCGUGCAGCCAGAUUAGUAGAAAUUGCUGCAAAAAACCUUCAAACAGAGGUGAUUCACAGAAAAAGCAAGGAGGUAGCAUGGAACCUAACUUCUGUUGACCUGGUUCGAGCAAGUGAGGCACAUUGCCACUAUGUGGUAGUUAAGCUCUUUUCAGAAAAACUCCUCAAAAUCCAAGAUAAAGCCAUUCAGGCUGUCUUAAGGAAUUUAUGUCUGUUGUAUUCUCUGUAUGGAAUCAGUCAGAAUACAGGGGAUUUUCUUCAGGGGAGCAUCAUGACAGAGUCUCAGAUUACCCAAGUAAACCAGCGUGUAAAGGAGUUACUCACUCUGAUUCGCUCAGAUGCUGUUGCUUUGGUUGAUGCAUUUGAUUUUCAGGAUGUGACGCUUGGCUCUGUGCUUGGCCGCUAUGAUGGAAAUGUGUAUGAAAAUUUGUUUGAGUGGGCUAAGAACUCCCCACUGAACAAAGCAGAGGUCCAUGAAUCUUACUACAAGCACCUGAAGUCACUGCAGUCCAAGCUCUGACGUGGCACAAGGACAAGUUGAAUCUGCUCCAGGAAAUACUUGUGUGCAGCUCAAAUCUGUGUGGAAUCUUUUUCGAAUUCAAAUAGCUAUAGAGCAAAUGAUAAAUUGACCCCUUUUUAUAAAUGACGGGGAAAAAAAUGAACAGAUUUCAGAGAUUAAAUGAAAAACAGAUAUUUUAAGUGCAAUUAACACUGAAAGAGACCUGUUAAGGAUUCAGAAAAAGCUUAAGAAAUGCGAUAUUACUUCCUUUUAUAAUGCUGCUGAUCCCAAUAGACUAUGACUUUUGAUAAUUAGCAGAAUUUAACUACUAAGUAGUUAAUUAUUUUCACAUUUUAAUUGCUAAUCACUGGCUAUAUAAGGGUUUUUAAGCAAAGGUGUUUUUUGAAGUGGUAUAAAACCCUUCCAAGCUUUCCUGCUCAGUGUCCUAUCAGACUUAACCACGGGGGCCUGGCUUAAAAGCAGGGUUGAAGAAAAGGGACUAGGGAAGGAAACUAAUUGGAAAACUUAAUGUGAAUGAGUUCGUGCCUGGCGCAGUCUCCGCCUGCUUGCUCUCCUUUGCUGAUGGAUUGUGUUUAUCAAACUAUUCAUGCUAGCGUUUCUCCAGCAAGAGGACUUCUUUAGCAUGGGCCUACCAUUGUCUUGUGUAAUUAGUAAUUUUCCAUUUGAAGGAUCAAUAAAUUGUCACAGUAGUAGGAAGCGUAGGGAGAGCUCUCAGCUGUGGCACUGCUGUAACAGUGGUGACCGUAUUAACUGGAUUUUCUGGGACAAUCAGAUAUCAAAUAUUCUGUCAUCUUGGCAUAAGCCAUUAAAAGCCUGGAGGUUACCGUAUUUGGCAUUAAAAAGAAAAUGUCACUUAGGUCACCUCACUCGAAAAAGUAGCACAGAAAAACCCCUCGACACAAACCAUGUGUUCUGAUUUUUGGUUCAGAAAAUAUAAUAAUUGAAACUGUGGGGUUUUUUUUUUUUUUUUUUUUAAACAACUGAGGAAAAACAAAACCAAAAAACUAUAGUUAGAAGAUAAACGGAAGUUCCAUAGGUUCUAGUUCUUAUAUGUAUGGCUUUGUUUUCAGUAUAUUUCUAGGAGCUUCAUCUGAAUUGCUACAUUGUCCUUUCAGUUGAAAUCUAAUUUACACAAUCAUUCUCUAUUUAAAGGCUAAAUACAUACUUCUUAUUUUUUUCUUAAAAUCAAUGUAAGUUACUUUUUUUUUUUAAUCUGUGUCAUAUGCCUCAUGAAACAGCUGUUCUAGAACCAGUCCUAAGAAUAUGGUAUAAUUCCAUGGAAACAUAAUUCUUAUCUUGGGACCUGACAUAAAAUCUAUCCUGGAGAACAGGUAAUAAGAGACUUUUAGGUUACAGCAGAAAUUCUGCAUGUUGACAGAAGCCUUAAUCUUUCCACUGGGAGAACUAAUUGAUAAUUGUGUUAAGAUUGAAGAUUAAACCUGUGUUAAUCUCAUGUGAGUCUGUCUUGACAGUAGUUCAGAUUCUGGGAAAUGAUAGAAAGUAAACUUAAAUGGCUUAAUACUGACCUGCUAGAUGUAGAAUUGUUUCAAAAUUUGUGUUGAAAUACCUUACUCACAGAUGACUAUCUGGGCAGGAUCUGAGGGUGGUUGAAAUGACACCCACCUAAUCCAGAUGCAUAGAUGGACUGUCUUAGCAGGUUUGAGGAGCUCAUAGACACUACAGAGCCCCCUUUGACCCAGUACCUCAAGUUUUAUUUAAAAUCUAAACCUGACAUUUGAUGCUAUUUUUAUUAAUAUUUGGAAUGUUCUGUCUUGAACCUUAUUCAGUAUAAUCAAAGAAUAAAGAUAUAGUAAACUUCA
This is a messenger RNA of Sapajus apella (tufted capuchin), 4086 nucleotides long. It is a transcript of the gene ACOX1, whose product is annotated as acyl-CoA oxidase 1. Bases 281 to 2266 code for a protein of 661 amino acids. Gene Ontology annotation, cellular component: peroxisome. Gene Ontology annotation, molecular function: fatty acid binding; FAD binding. Gene Ontology annotation, biological process: lipid homeostasis; fatty acid beta-oxidation using acyl-CoA oxidase; very long-chain fatty acid metabolic process. The record is from RefSeq and is a predicted model, not a curated record. The transcript has 14 exons. NCBI's taxonomy places the organism in Eukaryota, Metazoa, Chordata, Mammalia, Primates, Cebidae.